Purpureocillium lilacinum is the source of this 1932-nucleotide messenger RNA. The record is from RefSeq and is a predicted model, not a curated record. Lineage: Eukaryota; Fungi; Ascomycota; Sordariomycetes; Hypocreales; Ophiocordycipitaceae.
AUGAGUGCACCAAAUGAGCAAGGGGCCACUGGCUCCCAGCAUCUGAGGGAAAGUGAUGACCACGAUGAUGAUGUUGCCGAGCACUCCGAACCGGACCGUGAGACGGGCGACAGCGACGAGGAUAGCGACGACGAUGCGCCAUAUCUCUACCGCAUGCCGGGCUCUUACAUCGUCCACGGAGAUGAUGACGAAGACCAGGACGAUGAGGAAGAAGACGAGGACUUUGAGGUCGAGGAGGAGGACCUUGACGAGGAUGACGCUGAAGCCGACGACUUUGACGAUGAGGACGACCCCAUCCAGCAGAUCAUGGGUUUAUUCCGAGACGGUGAGAGGACAGGCCUGUUGACGCGCGGCCAACUCAUGGCGCUGUUACGGCAGCGCGACUUGAGCAACACUCUGUUUAACAACGCAGACGACGAGGAAGGUUUCAUGAGCAUGUGGGGUUCGCGGAGGCGGCGGCAGGCCAAGGACCCGAAUCGCUUUCCCACGGUGCCAAGCGAGGAGGGCAUCAAACUCAUGAGGAGUGGCGCUUUCGGGGCCAACGACUACGACCUGCACGCCAAGAAGCGCAUUUCCAGGCGCAUGCUCGAGCGAGAACUCGGUCUCGGCGACCGCGAGCAGAGGAAGCGGAAUAGUGACAUUGUAACCCAGACCAUGAUACCCGGCACGAGAGCAGAGAAGAUUAUUCACUACGAUGACCCCGUCUAUUCGGGUCAGUUCUCGGAUGACGGCAACUUCUUCUUCUCAUGCUGUCAAGACUUCAAAGUCCGCAUGUACGACACGUCGAACCCGUACGAGUGGAAGUACUACAAGACAGCCUCCUACCCGUGGGGGCAGUGGACCUUGACAGAUGCAAGCUUGAGCCCGGACAAUCGAUGGUUGGCAUACACAUCGAUCCAGAGCAUGGUGUCCAUGGCCCCUACGGACGCCAACGAUACCGGCGACCCAUACACGCUCGAUCUUGACGACGCCGCCGUACGCACCGACAACACCUGGCGGACGCGAGGGGGUUUCGGCAUCUGGUCUAUCAGGUUCUCUGGUGACGGCAGAGAGCUCGUCGCAGGGACAAGCUCAGAUGCCAUCGUCGUCUACGACAUCGAAUCACGCCGUGUGCUCCACCACGUUACCGGACACGACGAUCAUGUCAAUGCUGUCUGCUUCGCCGAUAAGCUGUCGCCGCACAUCGUCUACUCGGGUUCAGAUGACUGCACUAUCAAGGUCUGGGAUCGAAGGAGCAUGGGGACGUCUCGCGAGGCCGGCGCGUUCGUUGGCCACGUCGAGGGAUUGACGUACAUCGACAGCAAAGGCGACGGACGGUACAUAUUGAGCAACGGCAAGGACCAGAGCAUGAAGCUGUGGGAUCUGAGGAUGGCCAAAUCAUCUGCCAAGUUCCGGGAAGAAGCACCGCUGCGUCGCACGAUUGGCGGCACGUUCGACUACCGCAGAGAAGCAUACGACGAAGAAGAUUGGGAUCCGCACCCGCAGGACAACUCGCUGGUAACAUUUAGGGGUCACAAAGUCCUCCGCACUCUCAUUCGGUGUCACUUUUCGCCGCCAUCCUCGACCAACUCGCGAUAUGUCUACUCCGGAAGCGCCGACGGCAAAGUGUACAUAUGGAACAUGGACGCAACGCUGGCGGGUACGAUUGAUGUCAAGAAGGCAACGAUGGCAACCCGUCGGAGGGAUCGGCACACAAGACACUGGUUCGACGAGCCGGGCGGUUGGGGCACUUGCGUGCGUGACGCGAGCUGGCACCCGACCGCUCCAGUCCUAGUUGCUUCUGCGUGGAACGGAUACAGCAUGGCACGCGGCACUUGCAGCCUGCACGCGUUCAACGAGUCGACAGACGACGAGGGCGAGCCAGGAAUGCGGCGCAGCGUGGACUCUAACCUGCGGGAAGACCCAGACGUGUUUCAAGACUCUGGCUAUUGA